GGGAAGUCCUGGAAGUCUCUGACCCUGGCAGAGAAGCGUCCAUUUGUGGAAGAAGCAGAGAGACUGAGGGUACAGCACAUGCAGGACCACCCCAAUUACAAGUACAGACCAAGGAGGAGGAAACAGGUGAAGAGGAUGAAGAGGGCAGACAAUGGAUUCAUGCACAUGUCAGAGCAGGCUGACCCAGUAGUCCUGGGUACUGAUGGGAGGAUGUGUGUGGACAGCUUUAAUCUGAGCUACCCGGAACCACCCUAUCACCACCACCACCAUGCUCAGCAUCCUCAGAGCAGCCACUAUAGGGAGUCUCAGGUAAUGGGUGCCAAUUAUGAUGGCUACAACUUGCCCACCCCUGAGACUUCUCCCCUGGACAUGGCAGAAAAUGACUCUGUGUUCUUCACCUCUUCAGUCCAGGAGGAAUGCCAGGUAAUGCCUUACAGCUACAGUGCUGCAUACCCUUCCCACCAGCAAAGUUCUGCCAACAGCAUACUUGCCAGGCAGAUGGCACAGACUGAGCAAAUGGGGCAAGGCAGCCCUGUGCAGAGCAUGAUGGGAUGCCAGAGCCCACCACAAAUGUAUUACGGCCAAAUGUACAUUCCCAGUACUGGAAGACAUAAUGCCGUGGCACAAAGUGGGCAGCCAUCCCCUCCUCCAGAAUCCCAGCAGAUGGCCAGAGCAGAGCAGGUGCAGCCACCUGAAAUGAUGGCUGAGGUGGACAGGACUGAGUUUGAGCAGUAUCUGAGUUAUGUGCCAAAGGCAGACAUAGGCGUGCAUUACCAUGGACAGGAGCAGCCUGGGAUCAAUUCAGAGAAUGGCCUGAUAUCCUCUGUCCUGUCUGAUGCCAGCACUGCUGUCUACUACUGCAAUUAUUCCAAUGUAUGA
Molecule: messenger RNA, 879 nt
Organism: Staurois parvus
Lineage: Eukaryota; Metazoa; Chordata; Amphibia; Anura; Ranidae
Source: the annotation of a GenBank genome assembly